UGGAGGCACAGGAGCAGCGGGGCUCCGGAAAGGAGGGGGCAAGCGCCAGCUCCCUGAAUCCCGAUGGAGGAGGAGGCGGAGGAGGAGGCGGAGGAGGCCUGAGUGACUGUCCUUCCUGGAACUCCCUUCUCUCCGCGGCCUUCAACGGCCGGCAGCCCACCGCGGAGCAGCCGCUGGCAACAUCGACUGGCAGGCUGCCCUGCGCGGGGGGAGAGGAAGGACCGCUGCCGAGGACGAGGCCGCCUCCUCUCCGCCGCCGCCGCCGCCCACCGGGCUGCUUCCUCCUGGGAGAGAGCAGAAACUCCCCUCGCCGGGGGGCCUGAGCGAGGACUUCGCGGCGAACCCCGCCAGGAGGCCAGGCAGAGGGCGGCGGGGAGCGGGGGGCGAGGGCGAUCUGGCGUGCGCCGAGCGGCGGCUGCAGGAGGGCCUGGCCGGGAAGCCCCUCCGUGCCGGACUGCUGGCGGCUUUGCACGUCUCUCAGGAACCCCCCAGGUCGGGGAGUCUUCUUCGCAGAAGAUCGCCAGGUGGCGUAGCUCAUCCCACAGAAGCCCAAACGGAGCGAAAAGCGGUUCUGAGCAGCUCUGUCUUCUAGGCCGCCUCCACGAUGCCAGGAGAGGAGGGGAGGCCGUUCCACAUGGUGACUCCUCUGCUGGAGAGCGCGGCCCUCUCCCGGGCUGCGGGUACAAAGGUCUACAUGAAGCUGGAAAACACCCAGCCCUCUGGCUCCUUCAAGAUCCGGGGCAUUGGCUAUUUCUGCCAGCAGGUUGCCAGGAGGGGCUGCCAGCACCUGGUUUGCUCAUCAGGGGGCAAUGCUGGGCUUGCUACCGCCUACGCUGCCCGCAAACUCGGGAUCCCGGCCACCGUCAUCGUCCCCGGGAGCACCCCCCCGCUGGUGGUGAGGAAGCUGGAAGAGCAGAGGGCGGAGGUGGAGGUCUUUGGAAAGGUGUGGGACGAUGCCAACGACCGGGCCUUGGCGCUGGCUGAGAAGGACGGCUGGGUCAACGUCCACCCCUUUGACCACCCCUUUGUCUGGAAGGGCCACAGCAGCCUGGCCCAGGAGCUGCGGGACUGCCUGGAGGCCAAGCCUGGCGUGGUGGUGCUGUCGGUGGGAGGAGGAGGCCUCCUGGCUGGGGUGGUGUCUGGCCUGCAAAAGGUGGGCUGGCGGGACGUGCCCAUCGUGGCCGUGGAGACCAGAGGCGCCGACAGCUACAGCGCAGCCCUCCAGGCCGGGCACCUGGCCACCCUGCCGGAGAUCACCAGCGUGGCAACGUGCCUGGGGGCCAAGACGGUGGCACAGCGGGCUCUGGACUGUGCCAGCGAGUGGCCCAUCAUCUCGCAUGUGCUGGAGGAUGUGGAGGCCGUGGCGGCCGUGGAGCACUUCCUGGAUGAUGAGCGCAUGUUGGUGGAGCCGGCCUGUGGUGCCUCCCUGGCUCUGCUCUACUCCGGCCACCUCCAGCAGCUGCAGGCCGAGGGGCGUUUGUGCAGGCCCCUGCCGGGCCCCGUCGUGGUCAUCGUGUGCGGGGGGAGCGGCAUCCAGCUGGAGGGGCUCCGAGCCCUGAAGAGCCGGCUGGGGAUGCCCUGAAGGCGGCCAGAGAUCAUGGCCUGUGGCGGGGGGGGGCUUCCCUCUGGUUGACUCGGACCACCGUGGGGCUGGGAUGGGGAAGGAACCCUUCCAGCUGCUGCUAAGGGCAGCUGUUUGCCCCGCCCUGACCCAAAUGCCAGAUUGGGGGUCAGGAAGGAUUCCGCCCCCCUGCCCCCCUCAAGGUUCAAUUCACCCAUGAGCCCAGGUUGGGGCUGUUCUGUGUUACCCUGUGAUAAGAAGGCUUGGCUGGCUGGCUUGAGCCAUGGAAGACGACUGGGGGAUGCUUCAGUGCCCUCGCUUUAAAGCCACACCCCCGGGCAGUGCUAAGGAGUACUAAGAUGUGGUGUGCACACGCUCAGUCCCUUGCUAAUAAAAAGAACCGCUUGA
This is a messenger RNA of Hemicordylus capensis (graceful crag lizard), 1969 nucleotides long. RefSeq names its product serine dehydratase like (gene SDSL). Lineage: Eukaryota; Metazoa; Chordata; Lepidosauria; Squamata; Cordylidae. The transcript is spliced from 8 exons. Gene Ontology annotation, biological process: L-threonine catabolic process; L-serine catabolic process. Bases 605 to 1582 code for a protein of 325 amino acids. Gene Ontology annotation, molecular function: L-serine ammonia-lyase activity; pyridoxal phosphate binding; threonine deaminase activity. The record is from RefSeq and is a predicted model, not a curated record.